Chara braunii is the source of this 1775-nucleotide messenger RNA. The record is from the annotation of a GenBank genome assembly. Lineage: Eukaryota; Viridiplantae; Streptophyta; Charophyceae; Charales; Characeae.
GGCUCGCCGUCUGCUGCGGCAAGAGUUCUGAUGAUGGGCUUUAUGGUGGCCUGCAUCAUCUCGAGCGUGGUAUGCAUGCCCCCGGGGCAGGGUAGAUCUCUGCGGGGGGCGCCGUCCGCUGAGUCGCUGUUACGAGCAGCAAUGACCGACACAACGACAAGCCGAUACGAGUUGACGGCGAGCGUGAAGCUGACAAGUUCUCUUCCAGCGCUGAACAAAGACUUCACUUUGGUGGGGAACUGUGGAGGCAGGGGCUGUGCGAUCGACGGGCAAGGGAAGUUCCGCGGAUUCGUCACGAGUUCCUCUCUCUCGCUGUCGAACUUGGAGUUGGUGGGGAUGACCACGGUGGGAACGAACUUGAACUCUGACGGCUAUGACACGAGCGGCGGAGCCGUCUACGUGAGUGGCGGGCCGCUGACGGUGUCCAAAUGCGUGUUUCGCGGAAACAGGGCGCAGAAGGCAGGCGGCGGCGCCAUCGCCAUGCUAGACUCGCAGUUCACCAUCUCCGACAGCAUGUUCACUGAAAACAGCGCCGAUGGCUCGGGAGGCGCGCUCAUUGUGUGGAGCAACAGCUUCGGAGAGCUGAAGAACACCGGGCUGUCUGGCAACAAGGCGGGGCUUUUCGGCGGUGCGGCGUACUUCAGAGAAUCCAGUGUGAAGGCGCUGUCCUGUGCCUUCGCCGCCAAUAAGGCGGGAAACAACGGAGGAGCGCUGCUGCUGAGCGAGUCCGAUGCCACCAUAGCCAAGACCUCCUUCACCGCCAAUUCCGCUCCCAACGGACUGGGAGGGGCCCUUCGCGUUCUCCUUGAGGAUCGUGAGGUCGUGAUCUGCAGCUCCACGACCUUCGCAGGCAAUUCAGCCCAGGACAAGACCACCAAUGAUGCCUCCGACUUUGUCGCUCCCCAGGUGUUAUGGAUAUCGGGUCUCGUCUCGGGAGACAAAGCUUGGCUAGCCCGAUUCCGACCCCCUUCUUGCCCUACCCAAACCCUGAUUGCAUACGCCCUAAAGUCGGUUAUCGCCGAUGUGAAAGAGAGAUCGAUUACCUCGGAGAUUCACUGCCUACCCCUGAUUGAUCACCUGUCGUUCAACGACUCGGCCGGACUAAUCCACGUAUACCGGCAUAAGAGAGGGGAGUUCGUAGAAACUCUAAACCAACUAACUAGGGGCACAGUGAUGGUGAAGAAGGAGGUGGAGAAGGAGGAUCGGAGCAUCAAUGAGAGCUCUAUCGAUGCGGAGGUCAAGUUUGUGAAACUAUUGUCUGCGCAUUCCCAGUUUCACAAAGAAAGGGAGGUGCACAAGGUUAGUCACGUUGAUGAGGAGGUGAUGAAUGAUGAAGAAGACGAAUUGACUGAGGAGGAGAAGGAAUACGUAAGGAGGAAGGAUGCGGAGGUUGCUAGAACGAAGGCACAGAUGAUGACGACUAAGAAGAAAACGUUUACGGAUACGUGGAGGAAUGCCUUCAUUCCUCUUGCAUCUCCUAGGUGGGUUGAAAAUAUGUCGACCGCUUUCUCUGGUAAAAUUUGCUCCCUCGAGACCUUUAACUACCUUGCGCCCAUCGAUCAGAGGGGAUACAGACUACUAGCAUUACUUACAUAGGAUGAGAUGAAAGCUGCAUAUGAUAGAGCACUAGAUAUGAACAUGGCUCCGCUUGACAUUAAGUUCCCGUUCAACGGGGAUGGCGUUUUCCUCCCACCAAUGAGCACCAUGGACGCGAAUAAAUGUGCACUCCCACAUCCCACGGUCUUGAUCAAGGGCAAUAAACCGCCCCAGAAUCC